Messenger RNA from Mangifera indica (mango), 1666 nucleotides. RefSeq names its product zinc finger CCCH domain-containing protein 20-like. The coding region runs from base 57 to 1175 and encodes 372 amino acids. The transcript has a single exon. Gene Ontology annotation, molecular function: metal ion binding. The record is from RefSeq and is a predicted model, not a curated record. NCBI's taxonomy places the organism in Eukaryota, Viridiplantae, Streptophyta, Magnoliopsida, Sapindales, Anacardiaceae.
GCUUGAAGGUGUUCCCCUAAACAACAGCAUCCACAGCUAAGAAAUCCAAACCGAAAAUGAUGCUCGGCGAGCGACACCGUCUGAAUCCUCCUGUCCACGUCCCUCCGUGGCAUCCGCUCCACGAAGAUCCAAAGGCUGGUGUUAUUUCUCCUCACUCCUUCAACGGCAAUGCAAACGGCAGCCCUGAUGUUAACUGCCCGUACUAUCUCCAAGAAGCCUUAGCCGCGCUUCAACCUUAUAUACCGGCUAAUGAUCAGGAUUUGGACUCGGAUACUGAUUAUUCGGGUAUAGACUCUGACUCUCCUGUGGACGCUUACUCAUGUGAUCAUUUUCGCAUGUUCGAGUUCAAGGUAAGGAAGUGUGCACGUGGAAGGUCGCAUGACUGGACGGAAUGUCCGUACGCUCACCCAGGGGAGAAGGCACGCCGGCGUGACCCGAGAAAGUAUCACUAUUCGGGUACGGCGUGCCCCGAGUUCCGAAAGGGAAGCUGUAAGAAAGGCGAUUCUUGUGAGUUCGCUCAUGGUGUAUUCGAGUGUUGGCUUCAUCCGGCCCGUUACCGUACUCAGCCUUGUAAAGAUGGACCCGGUUGUAGGAGACGGGUGUGUUUCUUCGCCCACACACCGGAGCAGCUUAGAAUCUUACCUCAGCAGAGCCCUAGAAGUGCUGAUACUACUUCCUGUGCUAGAACUUUGUCGUUUUUGUCUUCUCCGGAGUCAAAUUCUCCUCCUAUGAGUCCAACGGCUGAGUCACCCAUGAGUCUAUCUCUGAGUCGGUCACUUGGUUCGAGUUCAAUCAGCGAAAUGGUGGCUUCUCUUAGGAAUCUGCAGUUGGGGAAGGUGAAAUCCUUGCCAUCUUCAUGGAAUAUUCACGGGAAUGGUUCUCCCGGAUACGGAUCCGGAUCUCCUCGCGGGUCAAUGAUCCGAUCCGGAUUUUUUAGCCUCCCGUCAACACCAACGGGUACUCCGACCCGAACCGGGAUGCGUUACUUGGAUCCAUUUGAAAAUAUCAGCGAAGAAGAACCUGUAAUGGAAAGGGUUGAGUCAGGGAGAGGCCUGCGUGCAAGAAUGUUUGAGAAAUUAAGCAAAGAGAACUCACUGAAACGGGUGGAGCCGUUUCCAUCUGAUGGAGCUCCGGAUGUAGAUUGGGUUUCGGAUUUGGUAAACGGUGCGCACUGAGACCAUGUGAAAAAGUGGUGGGUAUUUUAGGAAAAUUUUCGUGAUGAUUUCUUCGAUGAAUCGAUUUUUUGGGUAUUGUAUUUGGGUGGACUAUUUGUUUCCUCUGGAUGUGAAUAGCAUCUGAAGAAGAAGAGGAAGAGGAACAGAAAGAUGGUUUAUAAUUUUGGAAUCAGCAAAUUGAAGAUGAUGUGAAUACUAUUAGAAAUUAUGAUUAAGGUAUGGUUGAAGAUUGGAAUCUUUGUUUAGGUUAAAUUUGAAGGCUAAUUCGAAGAAGAAAAAGGAAAAGACUGCCAACUUUUGUAUAGGUAGGGGACAUGGAUGAUGAUGAUGAUGAUGAUGAUGAUCCACUAUUUUAUUUGAUUUGUGUUGUUCAUUGGGUGUUGUUACUUCUAUUAUCAUCAAUUAGCGCAUUGUAAAAUCUUCGGAACUUCGUAGGCAAUGCUCUCGUUCCCUUUUCAGAUUAUGCAAUUUAAUGUAUAUAUUUUAACAAA